Cetraspora pellucida is the source of this 387-nucleotide messenger RNA. The record is from the annotation of a GenBank genome assembly. NCBI's taxonomy places the organism in Eukaryota, Fungi, Glomeromycota, Glomeromycetes, Diversisporales, Gigasporaceae.
AUGUCAAAUUGGUUUAAAACUGCUAUUGAACAAGGCUACAUAAGAUUAUUUGAAUUUGAUUCUUUCGAGGACUUGCAAACAAUCGAUAGAGGAGGAUUUGGAACUGUAUAUAGCGCUUAUUCAAAAAAUACUGAACAAACUGUUGCUUUAAAGAGCUUACAUAAUGAUGCUCAUGAUGAUGAUCGUUUGAACAAAAUCCCAAUUGACGGAACUCCCGAAGAUUUCAUAAGUCUUUAUAGUGACGCUUGGAAUGAUGAUCCGAAUUUACGUCCUAACAUAACAGAAAUCCGUGAUAAAUUAAAAUACAUUCGAGAGCAAGAAUUUAAUCGUAGUAAUAGGAUUAGUGAUGAUUAUACAAAUUCAAAAUAUACGAUAGGUUUGUCUUAA